Molecule: messenger RNA, 2090 nt
Organism: Octopus bimaculoides (California two-spot octopus)
Lineage: Eukaryota; Metazoa; Mollusca; Cephalopoda; Octopoda; Octopodidae
Source: RefSeq, a predicted model, not a curated record
CAUAUUUCAUUUGGACCUUAGAUCGAAAGCACGAAUUAUUUGUAUGGCUGUUGUAGCAAAUAUUGUACGGAGAAAACAAACUUGAUUUCAAGAACGGAUCCUGGUCAACAAGUAUUCUAAUGAUUACCAGAGGACAUUGGCAUGAAAGAAAUUCUCUUUUAUAACGAAUACUUCUUCAACAUUUUUCGUCUUUUAAAGUCUUGAAGAAAAAGGUUAUACAGAACACAUCUAAGCCUAUUUCCAUAAAUCUCUGGUAGAAAUUCUAUGAAAUGUUUGCUCUGAACUGAGAUUAGUAGCAACAUUUUUCUACCUCAAUAUCUGAUGCUUUGCAUUCUCGUUACUCUUUGAUGACUUUCUAAAUUUAUAGCAUCUUUAGAUAUCAGUGAAGUUCGCAAUUGAUCGCAUUGAAUAUAUUUGUAAGGAAUAAACUAUAACAAGAAGAAGGAGAAAGAUAGGGGUAAAAAUUUAAUGUGGUAAGAAACAUCAAGGAUUGGGUCUAUUUUCAUCCAUCUAAAAGAUGUCGAGCGAUGUGCAAAAAUCAUUCUAUCAUUGUGAUAUUUGUGGUAAAUCAAUCUCUCGAAGUAAUGACUUAAUUAGACACAAACGUACUCACACCGGAGAGAAACCAUUUCAAUGUGAAAUCUGUGGUAAAACAUUCUCUUUAAACUAUCAUUUAACUUCUCACAGAUAUAUUCAUACAGGAGAAAAACCAUUUCCCUGUGAUAUCUGUGGUAAAUCAUUCUCUACAAACAGUCAUUUAACUAGACACAGACGUAUUCAUACAGGAGACAAGUCACUUCACUGUAAUGUCUGUGGUAAAUCAUUCACUGCAAAUAGUGCUUUAAUUAUGCACAACCGUGUUCAUACAGUUGAGAAACCAUAUCGCUGUUAUAUUUGUGGUAAAUCAUUCUCUCAGAUUACUCUCUUAAAACAUCACAAACAGGUUCACAUAGGAGUGAAGCCAUUUCACUGUGAUAUCUGUGGUAAGUCAUUCCCUACAAACAGUGAAUUAACUAGACACGGACGUAUUCACACAGGAGAAAAACCAUUUCACUGUGAUAUCUGUGGUAAAACAUUCUCUGUAAGCAGUAAUUUAACUGCACAUAAACGAAGCCAUACAGGAGAAAAGCCGCAUCACUGUGAUGUCUGUGGUAAAGCAUUCUCUCGGAUUACUAUCUUAAAAUGUCACGAACAUAUUCACACAAGAAUGAAGCCAUUUCACUGUGAUAUCUGUGGUAAGUCAUUCACUACAAACAGCGAUUUAACUAAACACAGACGUAUUCACACAGGAGAUAAACCAUAUCACUGUGAUAUCUGUGGUAAAUCAUUCUCUAUAAACUGUAAUUUAACUUCUCACAAACGUAUUCAUACAGGAGAGAAACCAUUUGACUGUGAUAUCUGUGGUAUAUCAUUCUCUGUAAGUAGUACUUUAACUCAACAUAAACGAAGUCAUACAGGAGAAAAGCCGUAUCACUGUGAUAUCUGUGGUAAAACAUUCUCUCAAAAAUUUAACUUAACUAGACAUAAGCGUAUUCAUACAGGUGAGAAACCGUAUCAUUGUGAUAUCUGUGGGAAAUCAUUCCCUGAUAUAAGUGCCUUACUUAAUCACAAGCGUAAUCACACAGGAGAUAAACCAUUUCCCUGUGAUAUCUGUGGUAAAUCAUUCCCUAUAAACAGUCAUUUAACUAGACACAGACGUAUUCACACAGGAGAUAAACCAUUUCAGUGUGAUAUCUGUGGUAAAUCAUUUUCUAGAAACUGUAAUUUAACUUCUCACAAACAAAUUCACACAGGUAAAAAACCAUUUCACUGUGAUUUCUGUGGUAAAACAUUCACUGCAAAAGGUGAUUUAACUCAACACAGGCGUAUUCACACAGGAGAGACACCAUAUGACUGUGAUAUCUGUGGGAAAUCAUUCUCUCAAAACAAUCACUUGACUAUACACAAAUAUGUUCAUACAGGAGAGAAACCAUUUUGCUGUGAUUUCUGUGGUAAAUCAUUCUCUGUGAAAGGUAACUUAACUAAACAUAUAUCUAUCCAUACAAAAAUUUGACUCUAUUAUUUGUCAAAUGUCUUUGCAUCACUCAGCA